CAUUCACAAUAUUAUUGACUCUCCUUGCAGUAUACCCUUGCGCCCCACGGCACAGCAGAUGCUGUGACGGUCGCCAUGAUGAGCUGGGAUUUUGCCUGCAGCAGCAAGCAGUAGUUGGAGACGGCAAGCGACCAGGGAGGAAGGCAGUGUCCUGGACUGGUAUAAGCAAGAAUAUCGCUUCUUUUAUUGACAGGAAAGCGUUCAACCCCUUCGGAGAAACCGCCUUUUCGACGGAUACGGCAAUGGACAUAUACUCGAACCAUGGUUUUUAAACCGCGAAGAGGGCCAGGCAGAUGAUUUUUUUUUUAAAGAAGAUUUGGACUUAAAAGAAAAAACGAGCUAGCUUAAGCCUUUCGCCCUUCCAUUCUCAGACUCAACAGAGGAGGGGCAUUGGGGCUUUGUAGCAUUGCAGAUCUAGUGUUGAUGCAUUUUUUUUUGUCGCUGCAGAAUUGACAACCACAGAUAAUAACUCAGGGGAUUGCUAUAACUGCAUUGUCACGGGUAAUAUUUUCAUCGCUUGGAAUUUUGCCAGGAAGAAGACUAGAAAAAUACGAAAGGAAAUAAUACCAGCGGCGUUCAUAAGGCUAACAAUACGUCAAAAUCUGCCGGCCAGGGCAGGGUCUGGUAAUUGUGAAUUCUUUAUGUGUCUUGGGGGAAUAGGUUAGCUAACUAAAUAAAAUGAGGAAAAUGUACAUGUCUCGCACAACUCCGAGAUACUCUAUCGAUACCUUUUGUGAGAGGUGGCUCAUGAUAGAUCUAUUUUAGCUCGCUAGUAACUCGCUUGUAUCAAAACUUCAAAGUUUUUUUUCCCAUCUCAUUUUACUACAAGGUGAAACGAGCAAGACUAACUUCUGUUCGUCACCGGUAAGCCUGAAUAUAAGGCUUAACUAUUUUAAGUGAGUUUCUAUCAUUUUCACGACUGCCAUCAUCACCAGACUACAGUACGAAUCAUGUCGGGAGAGGUCCGUUUGAAGAAACUGGAAAAGCUGAUCCUGGACGGCCCAGCUAAGUCAAAUGGCCAAUGCCUUAGUGUGGAAACGCUAUUGGAUAUCCUUAUCUGCCUUUAUGAUGAGUGCAACAACUCACCCCUCAGAAGAGAGAAAAACAUAUUGGAGUUUCUAGAUUGGGCCAAACCCUUCACUUCCCAGGUGAAACAGAUGCGCCUGCACAAAGAGGACUUUGAGAUCCUCAAGGUGAUUGGACGAGGAGCCUUUGGAGAGGUUGCUGUGGUCAAAGUGAAGAAUGCAGACAAGGUGUUUGCCAUGAAGAUCCUCAACAAGUGGGAGAUGCUGAAGAGAGCAGAGACGGCGUGUUUCCGGGAGGAGCGGGACGUGCUGGUGAACGGGGACAGCCAGUGGAUCACCACCCUGCACUACGCCUUCCAGGAUGACAACAACCUGUAUCUGGUGAUGGAUUAUUAUGUGGGUGGGGACCUGCUCACCCUGCUUAGUAAGUUUGAAGACCGGUUGCCGGAGGACAUGGCUAGAUUCUACCUAGCUGAGAUGGUGCUGGCUAUUGACUCUGUGCACCAACUGCACUAUGUCCACAGGGACAUCAAGCCAGACAACAUCCUGAUGGACAUGAAUGGCCACAUCCGCUUGGCAGACUUCGGCUCCUGCCUGAAACUCAUGGAGGACGGCACGGUCCAGUCGUCGGUUGCCGUGGGGACCCCGGACUACAUCUCUCCGGAGAUCCUGCAGGCGAUGGAAGAUGGGAAGGGGAAGUAUGGUCCUGAGUGUGACUGGUGGUCCCUGGGCGUGUGCAUGUACGAGAUGCUGUAUGGGGACCCCUUCUACGCAGAGUCAUUGGUGGAGACCUACGGCAAGAUCAUGAACCACAAGGAGCGUUUCCAGUUCCCCCUGCAGAUGACGGACGUGUCCGAAGAGGCCAAGGACCUUAUCCGGCGCCUCAUCUGCAGCCGUGAGCACCGCCUGGGCCAGAACGGCAUUGAGGACUUCAAAUCUCACCCCUUCUUCUCUGGCAUCGACUGGGACAACAUCCGUACGUGCGAGGCCCCUUACAUACCAGAAGUCAGUAGCCCCACAGACACGUCCAACUUUGACGUGGACGAUGACUGUCUCAAGAACUCGGAGACGAUGCCCCCUCCCUCUCACACGGCCUUCUCUGGACACCACCUGCCCUUCGUAGGCUUCACCUACACCAGUAAAUGUACCCUAUCUGACCGGGGCUGUUUGAGGGAAUCGGGUGGUUCGGGUCCGGCACAGAUGGAUGUGUGUGUCCAGCGCAGUCUGGAGGAGAGUCUAGCUACCGAGGCCUACGAGAGGAGGAUACGACGCCUGGAGCAGGAGAAGACUGAGCUCAGCCGCAAGCUGCUAGAGUCGACCCAGACAGUCCAGGCCCUGCAGCACGCGCCAGGAGAAUUACCAGCAUCCGUCCCCUCUAACAAGGAGGUGGAGAUCAGGAGUCUGAAGACUGAGAUUGACAUCCUCAAGAAACAGAUCGCAGACUCGGGUCAACUGGAGCAGAAGUUGGAGGAAGCUACAUCAGCCCGUCGAGAAAUGGAGGGCUCAUCCAAACACAUCAGGAGCCUGGAGAAACAGAUGAAGAGCCUCAACCUGGAGAGGGACGACCUGCACAAGGACUUAAUGGAGGCCAGUGAGAAGAUGAAGAGUCAGUCUAAGGAGUUGAAAGAAGCCCACAGCCAGAGGAAGCUGGCCAUGCAGGAGUUCUCCGAGCUCAACGAGCGUUUGACUGACCUCCGAUCAGCCAAGCAGCGCCUGGGCCGUCAGCUCCGGGACAAGGAGGAGGAGAUGGAGGGUUUGUCCCAGAAGGUGGAGGCUCUACGGCUGGAGGUGCGCAAGGCCGAGAGGUCCAAGAAGGAGAUGGAGGCCCAGUCUGAGGAGCAGACAGCAGACGCUCAGAAGGAGAGGAAGCUGAGAGAACGAUCAGAGCAGCACUGCAGACAGCUAGAGGAGGAGCUGGACGGACUCAAGAAGCAGGUGGGGCCGUCCGCUUCGGUGGUGGGCUCGGACCAGAGCCAGGAAGUGGGGAAGCUGCGUGCCGACCUGGAGAAGAAGACCUUGUUCUACGAGGAGGAGCUGAGCAGGAGGGAGGCGCAGCACGCCAACGAGCUCAAGGGCCUCCGCAAGGAGCUCCGCGACGCUGAGGGACAGCAACUCACCCUGCAGAAGGAGAUCCUGGUGCUCAAGGACAAACUGGAGAAGACGCGCAGGGAGAGCCAAAGUGAGCGUGAGGAGUUUGAGACUGAGUACAAGCAGAAGUACGAGAGAGAGAGGGUCAUUUUGACCGAGGAGAACAAGAAGCUCUCCAGUGAACUGGACAAGCUGACGUCCAUGUUUGAGAAGCUGAGCAGCAGCAACAGACAGCUGGAGGAGGAGAUGAGGGAGCUGGCUGACAAGAAGGAGAGCGUUGCUCACUGGGAGGCCCAGAUCACUGAGAUCAUACAGUGGGUGAGCGAUGAGAAGGAUGCGCGAGGUUACCUCCAGGCUCUGGCCACUAAGAUGACUGAGGAGCUGGAGGGACUGAGAAACACCAGCCUAGGUGCCAGGGCCCCGGACAUGCCGUGGAAGGUGCGGAGGUUCGCUAAGCUGGACAUGUCAGCCCGUCUGGAGCUGCAGUCUGCACUGGACGCUGAGAUCAGAGCCAAGCAGACCAUCCAGGACGAACUGAACAAAGUCAAGGCCUCCAACAUCUCCACUGAGUGUAAGCUGCAGGAGUCGGACACUAAGAACCAGGACCUGCUAGCUGAGAUUGAGAGGCUGAAGAAGGAGACGGAGGAGCUCCGCCUGCGCAGGGGUGUGAAGCACCAGGACUCCCAGAACUCUUUUCUGGCCUUCCUCAACGCCCCCACCACAGCCUUGGACCAGUUCGAUGAUUAUUUCUCCUCGUCCUCAUCCUCUUUGAUAGAUUUUUGGGAAGACCGCUCUCCAUCCGUUGGGCCAACUAGCAAAGGCAGACGUGUGGACUCUGUGGACAACUUCACUCCCUCCAACACUCCAUCCAGAGGCGAGGACUCCAAGUCCCAGCUCAAGUCACGCUCACGAUCGCCCUCCAUGGCCAGCGACGUGGAGCCUAUCGAGUUGAUAGACCACCCCCCACGGCCAGUCCAGACCGCCACCAUGCGGUCAGGAGGGUACGGUAGUAUUGGCCGCUCAUCACCCAAGCCCAAAGCCCACCAGUUUGUGGUGAAGUCCUUCAGUGCUCCAACCAAGUGUAACCAGUGCACCUCUCUCAUGGUGGGACUCAUCCGCCAGGGCUGCACCUGCGAAGUUUGUAACUUCUCAUGCCACGUGACAUGUGCUGACAAGGCUCCAGCAGUGUGCCCCGUGCCACACGACCAGACCAAGGGGCCAUUGGGCAUUGACCCUCAGAGGGGCAUCGGCACUGCCUACGAGGGACACGUCAGAGUGCCCAAGCCAAUGGGGGUGAAGAAGGGUUGGCAGCGGGCUGUUGCCGUAGUGUGUGACUUCAAGCUCUUCCUGUAUGAGCUUGGAGAGGGCAAGGCCACGACGCCCAGUGUGGUGGUCAGUCAGGUCAUAGACAUGAGGGAUGAGGAGUUUUCAGUCAGCUCUGUUCUGGCGUCUGACGUCAUUCACGCCAGCCGCAAGGACAUCCCAUGUAUAUUCAGGGUGACUGCUGCCCAGCUGUCCGCCUCCUCCAGUCACAAGCCUUCCAUCCUGAUCCUGGCCGACACCGACCACGAGAGGAACAAGUGGGUGGGGCUUCUCAACGAGCUGCAGCGCAUCCUCAAGAAGAACAAGCUGAAGGAACGCUUCGUCUACGUGCCCAAAGAGGCCUACGACAGCACGCUGCCGCUCAUCAAGACCACGCAGUCCGCCGCUAUUAUAGACCACGAGCGUGUUGCCCUGGGCAACGAGGAGGGCCUUUAUGUUAUCCAUGUCACCAAAGAUGAGAUCAUCCGCGUGGGAGACAAUAAGAAGGUCUACCACAUCGACCUGGUCCCCCAGGAGCAGCUCCUAGCAGUCAUCUCCGGUCGUAACCGCCACGUCCGCCUCUUCCCCAUGGCCGCGCUGGACGGACGGGAGAUGGACUCCUACAAGCUGGCCGAGACCAAGGGCUGCACGACGCUGGUGUCCGGGCCCGUCCGAAACAACUCCCUCAUCUGUCUGUGUGUGGCCAUGAAGAGACAGGUCAUCUGUUACGAGGUGAACAAGAGCAAGGCGCGCCACCGCCGGCUGCGGGAGCUCCAAACCCCAGGUCCUGUCCAAUGGAUGGGUCUCCUGAGCGAGCGGUUGUGUGUGGGCUACCAGGCUGGCUUCACGCGCUACAGCGUGCACGGGGACUGUGCCCCGGUCAGCCUACUGCACCCCGAGGACCACACCCUGGCCUUCAUAUCCCAGCAGGGCCUGGAUGCGUUGUGUGCCGUGGAGAUCUCCUCCAAGGAGCUGCUGCUAUGCUUCUCAGCCAUAGGGGUCUAUGUGGACUCGCAGGGCCGUCGUUCGCGCCAGCAGGAGCUGAUGUGGCCGGCCGUGCCCAACUCCGCCUGUUAUAACGCCCCCUACCUGUCAGUGUACAGUGAGAAUGCUGUGGAUGUGUUUGAUGUCAACACAAUGGAGUGGAUUCAGACCAUCCCACUAAAGAAGGUGCGACCUCUGAACCCUGACGGAUCCCUGAACCUCCUGGGUCUGGAGACCGUGAGGCUCAUAUACUUCCGAAACAAGACGGCAGAGGGUGAUGAGCUGGUGGUCCCCGAGACUUCUGACAACAGCAGGAAGCAGAUGGUUCGCAGCUUGAACAACAAGAGACGCUUCUAUUUCAGAGUCCCCGAAGAGGAGAGGCUACAGCAGAGGAGAGAGAUGCUGAGAGACCCAGAGAUGAGGAACAAGCUGAUCUCCAACCCCACCAACUUCAACCACGUGGCCCACAUGGGACCUGGGGACGGCAUCCAGAUCCUCAAAGACCUGCCCAUGAACGUGCGUGUUCAGGAGAGUCGUGCUGCAGGCUUCAGUGGCUCCGUGUCCAUCCCCUCCAUCACCAAGAACAGAGCCGAGCCGGGACGGUCCAUGAGCGCCAGCAGUGGACUGGGCAUCCGUUCGUCAUCUCAGAACGGCAAUGCGUUGAGGAGAGAGCUGUCCGGGGGUAGCUACAGCUCUAAGCGCCAGACCAUGACCUCUCCCUCCGAGAGCUCCUUGUCCUCCGGAGGUGGUAUGGACGGCUGCAGCGACGCUCCCCUCUCCCAGUUCGACAGAGAGUGGCAGGCGGUCUCACCAUCGGAGAAGACCCCCGAUCUGAAAAGGGCUUUAAGGACCCUGCUUAGUAAGAUGAAGGACUCUGACUCACCCCGUCACUCGACGGCGUCCAACAGUUCUACGUUCAGCAGUCCCCCCAGCCCGGCCUCACCCCACAAGACCAAGUCCCUCUCACUGGAGAGCACAGACCGCAUGAGUGGCUGGGACACAUGAGUGACAGACCGCACACAGCUCCAUUCCCUGACCCUCACCAAGCUCCCGGGCCCGCCCCCCCCUUCCUGGGCCCUGCCCACGGAACUGCACCCGCUGCCACAGGGAAAGGAAGUGUUUGACCAAGAGGGAAAUACUGGGAAAGGGUGUGUGUGUGUGUGUGUGUGUGUGUGUGUGUGUGUGUGUGUGUGUGUGUGUGUGUGUGUGUGUGUGUGUGUGUGUGUGUGUGUGUGUGUGUGUGUGUGUGUGUGUGUGUGUGUGUGUGUGUGUGUUUUUUGAGGGAGGGCAUACAAUAUAGGAAUUCAAAUGUACACCCCCUUUCAUCUGCUUUGUAGCUGAUAACCAGAAUAAGCGAAGUACUUUUGAUUGCAGCACUAUUAGCCCCGUAUAGAUUAUUAUGUCAUUGGCAACUCCUGUAAAGAGACACACAAACCUCAAGAUGCGACAGAAGAGAAGAGGAUCAAUAUGAAGCAACAGAUAAUUUGAUACGUGUACAUAGCACCCUUUGGGCUUGGGGGGUGGCCACCGUUUAUUUAUUCAUCUAUCUAUCGAAGACAUGGAGAGCAAGGUGCUUUGCAGCUAGAGGAGAAAGAGAGGAUGUUUUCACUCUCUCUUUUUCCUUCUUGUUGCUUUCUUCCAAAAACGGUAGUUGGCAGCAGAAGAAGAGGGGGAAUUCCAUUUACAAUACAAGGCUCACAAAAUAACUUUUUUUUUUAAUUAAGAAAAAAAGAAAGCAAUGAUGUAUUUUUUAUUUUUUUGCUCAUGAAGUGAAAUAUGUGCCGUGACUUAAUUUCUUCGUACCAUCGGCGAAAAGCUACAGUAAAGCAGUACAAAAAUACAAGUAUGGUUAGGGAUAUUUUAACUCUAGGUGACACCUCGCUGGCUUCAUGCUCUCGAAUUCUUAGGGACAGCAGUGUUUUAGAAGCAGACUGAACAUUCUAUGAUGACAUCACAGCUCCUUAUGCGACUUCCUCAUGACAUGGGCCAGUGACCUCAUCCAGUGAUCUGGGACCAUUUUCCAUGUAGUGUCGACCUAGUACCAUAAGUGCAUGAAUAGACCAACCACCGAUCAAUUCCAAAAAGCCGUUUCCCAUCACAACCAUGUACAUAGGUUAAAAUCAGAGAAUAAUAUAUGAUAAGGGAAAUACAAUAGAGAAAUAGAUGAUGGGGAGAAGAUCCUCGAUUCCUGUUUAUCUUUUGAGUAUGAUUUGGGGUGAUAUCCGCACAAAAGCCAUUUUAAACCACUUCAAGUUCCUCUGAUUGCUUUUAGAUUUGUUUUAGUUUUUUUCUUCCUAUUUCAUAUAUGAGACACAAACUGUCAAGUGUCAUUUUGAUUUGCGUUUGAGGAAACUAAUAUUAUGGGUCGCAUGGACCCCAUGCUGUUAAGUGAAUGUGGAUUUAUUUGAAGAGAUCGUCUUGUCACAGAUGCAUGCGUUCACACACACACACACACACACACACACACACACACACACACACACACACACACACACACACACACACACACACACACACACACACACACACACACACACGCACGCGCACGCGCGCGGCGAAUACACACACACUGCCGUUUCCCCCGCCACUCUUUCCACUAUGGUCCACAGUUGGAUCAGUUUGAGGUGGGAUUGCAUCUUUCCUAACUGACAGUGAUUCUGAAACACUAAGUGUGUAUUUCCAUACUUUUCUCUGUGGUACCAACGUGUGAACCUGAAACAUGUUGUAUCCUUUGACUUCCGAGAGAGAUUUUGGAAAGCUUGUUAUAACCAAAAAUAGAAUGACUUGGAAUCUUGAGUCUUCGUUGUUUUUCAGACAGCCUUGCUUAUUUUGAAGAAUGUUUUGAUAGGUUAUGGGGGGGGGACAAUUGUAGAUGUCGAUUUGACUAGACAGGCAGACAGCGCUAGGCUGAAAUGGGGGGUCAAAAAAGAGUGAAAUAAUGGAAAAGAAAUGCUAAGAUGACAAGUUCAAUGUUUAAUUUCUGUUCCAAUCCUCCCUGCUGUCAUUGAUAUGUUCUUACUAUUAACUGGUAAGCUGUAUAUUACUGUCUGGUAAUGCAAUAACCUUGAUACAAGUCACAAAUUGGGGUCAAUUCCAUUUUUUUUUUCAAUUCAAGUCCCAUUCCAAUUUUCCUCAAUGCUUCUUUGUGACAAAUUUGGAAUUAGAAUUUCUGUUUACUUUCUGAAUUGCCUACAUUGAAAUGGACCCCAACCCGAAUGCAAAUCACAGCAUGGUGUUGUUGAUGUGUAUUCAUAUGUGGAAAUGAAACAAGCUUUGGGUCGAGUGCCUAGAUCAGCUGACUCUUCUCUCUCACGCGGAAGGGAGGGGACUUUUUUUUUCAUUUCUAAUGAGGAAUCAUUUUUAUGUUCCAGACCGUUUAAUGAAUGACCGCUGUUACUUACUGUUCAAAGGAACCUUCUGUCUUAAGGUUUAGGAGUGUUGAAGUGUACCAAGUAGUCAAACAUGGCAGUUUAUCUAUCCUAGUCAGAAGUGUAUAAAAAUAUAUAAGAUUUCAGAUUUCUGCUUUCAUUCGUGCCAUUGGGGGCCUAAACCUUAACCCUAAACCACAAUUCUAUUCUAUUCCCUUGAAAAUACAGUAAUUUAUCUCUAGCCUACUCAUUCCACAUGUUUUUAGAAUUCCAUUUUAUAUUGAGCUUUUGCAAAAUAAGAAUUUGCCUUUAGACGUCAGUCUCGCUAAGUUGGUUUUACUCAACCGUCUCAACUUAACCACCGCUCUUAAGAUUUCCUUUUUAAAGCUACCAAGAGUCUCUAUUCAUAUCUGCUGGGCCUUGUCUGUAGAAUAUAUUAGCUAAGAAGCGAAGAUGAAAUAUCUUAGUCUGAGAGUAUGAUAGACCAGGCUUUAUACUGUAUAGUUAAAGGCCCGAAAUCCCACUUUAAAAAAAAAUAAAAAAAAAUAAAAACUCAGGAAUGUCAGAACCAAUGAUUAUUUUCACCCGAACAAUGGAAGUGAGUGUGACAGGACAGACUGCACUUGGGAAAGAAGAGCUACAUUUAGCCGUAGUGUAGCCAGCUGUGACUAGGCCUACGGGUCUAAAGAUUCAGGUGGAAGAAAAGACGGAUACACAGAGGAAGAACUCAGACAAGUGUUUUGAAUUAAGGAUGAAAAGGGGUGAAGGAGCAGAUGGAGGGGUAGUAGUUUGAGGCUGAGGUGUCACCAUGAUAACCAUUAAAAAAUAUAAAAGAAACGCCUUUGCAUUUCAGUGAGGUCUUAUCUUCAGUUCCUUCUAUAUUAUUUUGUUCUUUCAUAUCAUAUUAUACACCUUGUUUUUCUAGGAUUGCUUUGUAAUAAUUUGUACAGUUUUGCAUGUUAUAGAUGUAAUCAUUUGAUUUGUUUUUGGAUUUGUUUUUAAUUUUGACUUGCUCAUUUUAUUUGAACGGUUGUGGGGAGUUUUAUUGAGGAUACCCACUACAGGUGAUGUAGAUUCUUUUUGCACAGAAAUAUUUAAGGUGUAAGGUCAAACAAAUAAUGUAUGGAAACUGGCCACCACACUUGUGGAGAACUCAUUAUAUUAACCUGACUCCAAUGUAUUUCAAUAAAGCGGAGGGCUGUUACAAAUACGGCUUCACUGA
Oncorhynchus gorbuscha (pink salmon) is the source of this 9989-nucleotide messenger RNA. RefSeq names its product serine/threonine-protein kinase MRCK alpha-like. Gene Ontology annotation, cellular component: cytoplasm; actomyosin; cytoskeleton. Gene Ontology annotation, molecular function: protein serine/threonine kinase activity; ATP binding. Gene Ontology annotation, biological process: peptidyl-threonine phosphorylation; actomyosin structure organization. The record is from RefSeq and is a predicted model, not a curated record. Lineage: Eukaryota; Metazoa; Chordata; Actinopteri; Salmoniformes; Salmonidae.